CAGCUGGACAACACAACGACGAAGCGCAGAUACAGUUUACGCACAACCUUGAUAUUGCAACAGACUUCAAGCUCUUGCGACUCCAUAAAGCAGAAUGUCUGACAACGAAGACGGUGGUGGUGGCGGAGGCGGGUGAGUGCCAAUUGAUUAUGGAGUUCAGCCUCCUGGGCUUCAGGCCUUGUUCGAGGUUUUGCUCUUGCUUGAAGUCUUGCUAAAAGAAGAAACAAUAGCUACUCCCCAAACUACGAUAACGAUGAGCCCGACUAUGAUCCAGAAGAGCCAGAGCCUUAUGAUGCCGAAGAAGAGACUCAUGCCGAAAUCGACGAUAUUGCGGUGGGCCAGAAUCCAGAUCAGCUCUUAGCCACUGGUGAUCGCGGUGUAAUUUCAUCAGGAGAUCAGAAUGGGGCGACUCGAGGGAAGGCUGAGAAGGCGCCAAAGGACAAGAAGAUACCCAACGAUCAGCGCACAACUACGCCAUACAUGACCAAGUACGAGAAGGCAAGAAUCUUGGGAACUAGGGCACUGCAGAUUAGCAUGAAUGCGCCAGUUCUUGUGGAUUUGGAAGGAGAGACAGAUCCACUCCAGAUUGCGAUCAAGGAGUUGAGAGAAAAGAAGAUACCCUUGGUGGUGAGAAGAUUUAUGCCGGAUGGCUGGUACGAGGACUGGACUUGUGAAGAGCUUCUCCAGUAAGAAUUCGAAUCUCCGACCACAACGUAUAAGGAUUAGACAGACUUUCGGAACAUUCCUGGAGGUGGUUAUGGGUCUCGAUUGGAAUCUGGUUUCUGCAUAGCAAAGGUGCUGGCAAGGCGUAUAAAAUGGCGUUAAGGCAAGGAG
Mollisia scopiformis is the source of this 834-nucleotide messenger RNA. Its product is annotated as RNA polymerase Rpb6. The record is from RefSeq and is a predicted model, not a curated record. Bases 481 to 690 code for a protein of 69 amino acids. Gene Ontology annotation, molecular function: DNA binding; DNA-directed RNA polymerase activity. Gene Ontology annotation, cellular component: RNA polymerase I complex; RNA polymerase II, core complex; RNA polymerase III complex. Lineage: Eukaryota; Fungi; Ascomycota; Leotiomycetes; Helotiales; Mollisiaceae. The transcript is spliced from 3 exons. Gene Ontology annotation, biological process: DNA-templated transcription.